AUGGGAAUUGUUUUUUUCAAUUCUCUGUCUGUGGCAAUAAUUGGAAAUGAAUCGCUCGCAGAAGAGUUGAGAGUGCAGACUUGUAUAGAGAUGGUGACCAACAAAGAUGUAUAUAUAAAGAAACACAAGAAUUAUACCGGAAUUAGAUUUGUGUCCCCUGACUACGUUGAUGCAGCACGUGACUGUGCUGUGGAUGGCAGAUAUUCGUCGGCAUGGAUAAUCGACGCUGCAGAGAGAUUGGACAUGAAUAAGACGUAUAAUUUACCAGCCACCAGCAAGCCACUCAACCAGUCAACAGUAUCCCUGAAUUAUUCACCAAUCAUAGGUUCACCAGCAAGCCGGUCACUAAAUCAUUCACCAAGUUCGAGUUCAUCUGCCAACCAGUCUCCUACUUAUUCACCAACCAGCCAGUUACUAAAUCAUUCAUCAAGUUCACGUUCGUCUACCAACCAGUCAUGCACUUAUUCACCAAUAGCAAGUUCAUCAACCAGCCAGUCAUUGGACCGCUCAUUCAUGUCAAGUUCAUCGACCAGCCAGCCAGAUACAUUCAACAUAUCUCCAAGUUUGUCAGUCAGCCAGUCAUCAAGUUCAUCAAGUAAUUUGUCACCAGAGCGUGUACGUGUUCCAGGCGCCACCAGGAUCAACCAAGAGAAAUUUGUGAGCCCAGAAUGUGCGAUUAAUGCAAACCGAACAAAUAUGUGGUAA
Molecule: messenger RNA, 705 nt
Organism: Saccoglossus kowalevskii
Lineage: Eukaryota; Metazoa; Hemichordata; Enteropneusta; Harrimaniidae
Product: cell wall integrity and stress response component 1-like
Source: RefSeq, a predicted model, not a curated record